This is a messenger RNA of Gorilla gorilla gorilla (western lowland gorilla), 3879 nucleotides long. It is a transcript of the gene NTN3, whose product is annotated as netrin 3. Lineage: Eukaryota; Metazoa; Chordata; Mammalia; Primates; Hominidae. Gene Ontology annotation, biological process: animal organ morphogenesis; dendrite development; motor neuron axon guidance. The transcript has 7 exons. Gene Ontology annotation, cellular component: basement membrane. The record is from RefSeq and is a predicted model, not a curated record. Bases 406 to 2148 code for a protein of 580 amino acids. Gene Ontology annotation, molecular function: protein binding.
ACAGCUCGUCCGCCCUCGCUGCAGCCGGGAGGAGGCGGCGGCCCGUGCACCGCAGGCCCCGCCCGCCCACGGCCCUUCCCGGGAGGCCGGGAGACCUGCUCCGCCCGGCCCUCGGUGGGUGAGUGCGAGCGGCGGGUGGGGCCUCCGCGGGCGGAGACACCGGGAGCGGGGGCGACGCCUGUCAACGCUCUAGGCCCAGCGGGAGGACGCGCCAACAUCCCCGCUGCUGUGCUGGGCCCGGGGCGUGCCCGCCGCUGCUCCCACCUCUGGGCCGGGCUGGGGCCGCCCGGGGGCCCUGUUCCUCGGCAUUGCGGGCCUGGUGGGCAGAGCCGCGGAGGGGGCUUCUUUUCCCCGAGGGCAGCGUCUUGGGGCCUGGCCACUGGCUGACCCGCAGCGGCUCCGGCCAUGCCUGGCUGGCCCUGGGGGCUGCUGCUGACGGCAGGCACGCUCUUUGCCGCCCUGAGCCCUGGGCCGCCGGCGCCCGCCGACCCCUGCCACGAUGAGGGGGGUGCGCCACGCGGCUGCGUGCCAGGCCUGGUGAACGCCGCCCUGGGCCGCGAGGUGCUGGCUUCCAGCACGUGCGGGCGGCCGGCCACUCGGGCCUGCGACGCCUCCGACCCGCGACGGGCACACCCCCCCGCCCUCCUGACUUCCGCAGGGGGCACGGCCAGCCCUCUGUGCUGGCGCUCGGAGUCGCUGCCUCGGGCACCCCUCAACGUGACUCUCACGGUGCCCCUGGGCAAGGCUUUUGAGCUGGUCUUCGUGAGCCUGCGCUUCUGCUCAGCUCCCCCAGCCUCCGUGGCCCUGCUCAAGUCUCAGGACCAUGGCCGCAGCUGGGCCCCGCUGGGCUUCUUCUCCUCCCACUGUGACCUGGACUAUGGCCGUCUGCCUGCCCCUGCCGAUGGCCCAGCUGGCCCAGGGCCUGAGGCCCUGUGCUUCCCCGCACCCCUGGCCCAGCCUGAUGGCAGCGGCCUUCUGGCCUUCAGCAUGCAGGACAGCAGCCCCCCAGGCCUGGACCUGGACAGCAGCCCAGUGCUCCAAGACUGGGUGACCGCCACCGACGUCCGUGUAGUGCUCACAAGGCCUAGCACGGCGGGUGACCCCAGGGACAUGGAGGCCGUCGUCCCUUACUCCUACGCAGCCACCGAUCUCCAGGUGGGCGGGCGCUGCAAGUGCAAUGGACAUGCCUCACGGUGCCUGCUGGACACACAGGGCCACCUGAUCUGCGACUGUCGGCAUGGCACUGAGGGCCCUGACUGCGGCCGCUGCAAGCCCUUCUACUGCGACAGGCCAUGGCAGCGGGCCACUGCCCGGGAAUCCCACGCCUGCCUCGCUUGCUCCUGCAACGGCCAUGCCCGCCGCUGCCGCUUCAACAUGGAGCUGUACCGACUGUCCGGCCGCCGCAGCGGGGGUGUCUGUCUCAACUGCCGGCACAACACCGCCGGCCGCCACUGCCACUACUGCCGGGAGGGCUUCUAUCGAGACCCUGGCCGUGCCCUGAGUGACCGUCGGGCUUGCAGGGCCUGUGACUGUCACCCGGUUGGUGCUGCUGGCAAGACCUGCAACCAGACCACAGGCCAGUGUCCCUGCAAGGAUGGCGUCACUGGCCUCACCUGCAACCGCUGCGCACCUGGCUUCCAGCAAAGCCGCUCCCCAGUGGCGCCCUGUGUUAAGACCCCUAUCCCUGGACCCACUGAGGACAGCAGCCCUGUGCAGCCCCAGGACUGUGACUCGCACUGCAAACCUGCCCGUGGCAGCUACCGCAUCAGCCUAAAGAAGUUCUGCAAGAAGGACUAUGCGGUGCAGGUGGCGGUGGGUGCGCGCGGCGAGGCGCGCGGCGCGUGGACACGCUUCCCGGUGGCGGUGCUCGCCGUGUUCCGGAGCGGAGAGGAGCGCGCGCGGCGCGGGAGUAGCGCGCUGUGGGUGCCCGCCGGGGAUGCGGCCUGCGGCUGCCCGCGCCUGCUCCCCGGCCGCCGCUACCUCCUGCUGGGGGGCGGGCCUGGAGCCGCGGCUGGGGGCGCGGGGGGCCGGGGACCCGGGCUCAUCGCCGCCCGCGGAAGCCUCGUGCUACCCUGGAGGGACGCGUGGACGCGGCGCCUGCGGAGGCUGCAGCGACGCGAACGGCGGGGGCGCUGCAGCGCCGCCUGAGCCCGCCGGCUGGGCAGGGCGGCCGCUGCUCCCACAUCCAGGCGCACGUUCACCCUGUGCCUUCGCCUGACAAGGAGUCCUUGCUCGCGUCGCGCGUGUCGCCACCUGGGCCGCCGCCCCGUCCCCGCCGGCAGCUCCCUCGGUACCUCCCGUCUGGCCCUGGGGGGAAGUGACCGGUGCAGCGACAGCCCGCCCCGCACAGAGGCGGGUGAUAUGGCACACCCGGAGGACCCCAUGGUCUCCCGCCCUCUGGCUGUCGGCCCUGUCCCAGGGGCACUGGGAUACCCGGAAGGCUGUGAAUCCUUCGUGAUGCCGGGCCCUCUCGGGGAUCUCAGAUCAUCCCCGGGGCCGCUGUGAUGCAACCCCACCCGUGCGGCGACCCGCCAGGGAGCGCGCUGACCUCCCCAAAGACUGUGGCCACCGCAGGCGCCUUGGACCCCCAUGGGGGGACAGGGCGUCCCCUGCCUCCUGCAGCCCCCCACGAGGGCGGCGGCCUUGGCCCCUGCGGGCUGGACGUCCGCGUCCGGGUGCCCCGCGGCGUCUGCUGCCGGGUCCCGUAAUUUUCUUGGCCGCCUGUGUCCCCGUCUGCGGGCUCCGUCCCGCCGUCCCUCUCUCUGCCGCGUCUCUGACCCUCGGCGCCACGGCUCCUCAGCUCAGGGCCGGUCCCAGAACCUCCUUCCAGCCCUUCUCCCCCGACUCGGGAAGGGACGUCGUGCCCACGCGGUUCCGGAUCCACGCGUGACCCGGCCGGACCGCGACGCCGACAGGCGGCUGUCCGGGCCCCCGAUGCCCUCGGCAGGGCCGUGCCACCCCCCGCCCCCCUUGGCUUGUCCCCCCGGGACCGCACUGCCGUUGCCUCCUCUCCGCGCGGGACCGGUUCCCGGCCGGCCCCAGCUUCCGCCGCUGCGGCCGCCGACCGUCAGCGCGCAUGCCCAGAGCCGGGCAGGCCGGAGCCCCGCGGGCGCUCCGGGGUGGGCACAGGGCGAGAGCUCGGCGGGGGCGGGGCCGAGCACGCGCGUGCGCAGAAAGGCCGGCGCGGCAGGCUGAGGAGAAAGCGGCGCGCGGAGGUACCUUGAGCUCUCAAACAGGCGUGGCGUUUAUGAGGAAAGGCCAUGUAGGUCCCUGGAGAGGCUUCCCGGGUGAGAAAGAAGCCGCACUGGGUAUGGAGGGCAGCUUGGCUGUGGAGAGAGGCAUUAGGAGGGGACGGUGGCCCGUGAGAGAGCUGCCCCUGGCCCGUGCAGUUGCACCUCCCUCUGCAGGACCGGCUGCGUGUUGACCCGCUGGGACCGUGAUGUCCCAGGCAUUCUAGAAUACCUUUCUAGCACCUGGCCUGGGACCCUGUAAGGAUGAGAGCGUCCUCAGGCAGCUGAGCGGUCCUGGCCGGCCGGGCUGGGCUGAGUGCUUUCUAUCAACAGGCUCAGUAAAUCCCGCAACAGAACAGGGACUGGAGCCUAUCCCUUGCCAGUUUCCUACUGUGCUUAGAAUACAAUCCACGGGCCCGUGGGUGUGUCCGUGCUGCCCUCUGUGCCCUAUAGCGCAGCCAGCCUGUUCCUCCCUCAGCCUUUGCACCUAUCUGCUGGUGUCUGGAGCGCAUCGUCCUCAGCAAUCCCGGCUGCUUCCUUCUCACUCCUCUGGCUCAAUGUCAUCUCCUGGGAGAGGUGUGCCCUGAGGAUCCUCAAUAAAGUAGCUGUCACCCUCCAGACCCACGGUGUGGACCCCCACGAUCUGAAA